Molecule: messenger RNA, 1984 nt
Organism: Beta vulgaris subsp. vulgaris (sugar beet)
Lineage: Eukaryota; Viridiplantae; Streptophyta; Magnoliopsida; Caryophyllales; Amaranthaceae
Product: serine/threonine-protein kinase VIK
Exons: 11
Coding region: 159-1496 (445 amino acids)
Biological process (GO): protein phosphorylation
Molecular function (GO): ATP binding; protein binding; protein kinase activity
Source: RefSeq, a predicted model, not a curated record
ACUUCCGCGUCUUCCUUCUUACUUCUUUCUCUCUCCUCUAAAUUUCUUCUUCCACACUCACAAAUUUCCAAAAAUCCCUCACUUUUUUUUUUCUUCUCUGAUUUCACUGAUUCAUUCAUUGAUUGAUUCAAUUUGGACCGUUUGAUUCGCCGGAGAUUAUGAGCGACGGCGGAGAAAGCUCUUCGGGAUCAACCGGAAUGGACGUCGGAGCAUCGCCGGCGCCAUUACCGCCGACGGCGAACAAAGGAGGUGAGAAGCAAAAGGAGAAGGAAAAAGCUAGGGUUAGCAAAACUUCGGCGAUUUUAUGGCAUGCUCAUCAAAACGACGCCGCUGCGGUGCGGAAGCUUCUCGAAGAAGAUCGUACUCUUGUUAAUGCUAGAGAUUAUGAUAAUCGAACUCCUCUUCAUGUUGCGUCGCUUCAUGGUUGGAUUAAUGUUGCUCAGUGUUUGAUUGAUUUUGGCGCUGAUGUCAACGCUCAAGAUCGCUGGAAAAACACCCCUCUAGCGGAUGCUGAAGGUGCAAAAAAACAUGGAAUGAUCGAGCUUUUGAAGACAUAUGGUGGUUUAUCUUAUGGACAAAAUGGAAGCCAUUUUGAACCAAAAGCUGUUCCCCCGCCCUUGCCAAACAAGUGUGACUGGGAGAUCGAUCCUGCUGAGCUGGACUUUUCACAUUCAGCAAUAAUUGGAAAGGGAUCAUUUGGUGAGAUCUUGAAAGCCUACUGGCGAGGAACUCCAGUUGCAGUCAAGCGCAUACUUCCAUCUCUUUCAGAUGAUAGACUGGUUAUUCAGGAUUUUAGGCACGAGGUCAUUUUACUGGUGAAGCUUCGUCAUCCUAACAUUGUUCAAUUUCUUGGAGCUGUUACUGAGAAAAAGCCCUUAAUGUUGAUCACUGAGUAUUUGCGAGGGGGCGAUCUUCAUCAGUACCUUAAAGAAAAGGGAGCUCUUAGUCCAACAACAGCUAUAAAUUUUGCAUUGGACAUUGCAAGGGGAAUGGCUUAUCUGCAUAAUGAACCUAAUGUCAUAAUCCACCGAGAUCUAAAGCCAAGGAACGUGCUCUUAGUCAACUCUAAUGCUGAUCAUUUAAAAGUUGGAGACUUUGGACUAAGCAAGCUCAUCAGAGUUCAGCAUGCUCAUGAUGUGUACAAAUUGACUGGCGAGACAGGAAGCUACCGCUAUAUGGCUCCUGAAGUAUUUAAGCAUCGGAAAUAUGACAAGAAGGUUGACGUUUUCUCCUUCGGCAUGAUAUUGUAUGAGAUGAUUGAAGGAGAGCCUCCAUUGGCAAGCUAUGAACCAUACGAGGCAGCAAAAUAUGUGGCUGAAGGACACAGGCCUACGAUUAGGUCUAAAAACUUUGUCCCGGAACUGAGAGAGUUAACUGAACUGUGUUGGGCUGCUGACAUGAACAAUAGGCCUACCUUCUUGGAGAUUCUUAAGAAACUUGAGAAAAUAAAAGAUAAUCUUCCAGCAGAGCAUCACUGGCACUUCUUUUCUGGAUGACAAACUCUGCAUUAUUGAGCUCGUAGUCUGACGACUUGCUUAUUUUUUUUACCAUCACUGUCGAUUGUUCGUUCAUACUCACAUCCGCUGUGCAAAACUGGCUCAAGGUAUCACCAUUUCAAGCUUUAUCAAUCCCUUGAUUUUGUUUGAAGGGUGUAACACCUGUUUAUUAGCUACCAUCAUUUGAACAUUAUUUUUUAAGUCGGGUCAUUAGCUAGCAUGUCCAAUUCUAGCCAAUGCACCUUGUUCAAACAUUAUAGGGUUUCUAUUACAGAUCUUCAGUCUCAUUUUUGUAUCGCUUUGGUGGGGUUAGAUUAUUACGUGUUUGGUGUUGUAUUCACAUUUGAAAGUUCAAAUUUUUUUUCCCCUUCCUGUAAAUUGUACUAUUUGUGUCGUAUGUUUGUAAUUUCUCGCUUUUUUUUCCCUUUUCUCAUAGGCUUUGUAAAUGACCUAUUCUAAUGGAAAUUGAAAAAUAAGCGUUUCCAGCA